This is a messenger RNA of Knipowitschia caucasica, 3483 nucleotides long. Lineage: Eukaryota; Metazoa; Chordata; Actinopteri; Gobiiformes; Gobiidae. The record is from the annotation of a GenBank genome assembly.
AUGUAUCAAAACCCGUGGAUCCCUAACUACCUGAGCCAUGUCGAGGUGUGCGGCCAAGGACUUGGCACUGAUCCACGUAUCAAACUUGGCAACCGGCGCCUGCUGCAGAAGAGAGCUUUGAGCCUCCACAGAGAGCUGAGCCAGGAGCAGAAGGAAGCUGUGGUCAGGAGCAUCACUGACAUUGAUGUGGGCCUGCUGACUGCGCUGCCCAAAGUUUCAGAGCUGAGGAAACGGUUCGAGGGGAUCCGCAGCAGCACCAGCGACUGCGACAUGAACAGAAAGGAGCGCAUUGCCCGGCGGAUGGAGGCCAUUGAGGGCGGAGAGGUGUCCAGUCUGGUGUCCCGCAGGCUGAUGGAGGAGGACACGCCUCGCUACACCCGCAGCUCGGAGGACUCCCCCCGCUACGUCAGGCCGGCCGACGAGUCCCUGCGGUACGCCAAGACCCCAGAGGACCUCCCACACUACAUCAAGAGCCCAGAAGACCUACCACACCUCUCAAAGUCCUCGAACCACCUACAGCUUUAUGGCAAGACCCAGGAGGGCAUACCACACUACACAAAGACCCAGGAGGAGACUUCAGACUACAUCAAAACAUGUGAAGAGCCUCGCCACACCCAGAGAACGGACUACAUCCACACUCUAAGCGACGCACUGCAUCUCGUCAAGACACCAGAGGAAGUCUCCAACUCCUUUCCUGAGUCCUCCCGGUCUUCUGGAGGGUCAGCUGACUGCCCCCAAUACAGCAACAGCUCAGGUCCCUGUGAAGCCGGCACCGCAGCUACCUCACAGCAGUACAGUCGGGAUGGCUCGUACACCUCCCAGUCCACUCCCCCCACCACCACCAGCAGCACCACUGGUCCUGACCUGGAGUCUAAGGCCCAACGGAUCGCCCAGUACAAAGCCGAGAGGAGGAGGCAGCUGGCCGAACGAUAUGGCAUCUCCCUGGACCUGGACACUGACUACAGCUCACGCUACAGCCGCCCUCGUAGAGAGAUCAGUGACCCCAGUAACGCCACGCCCAGAGAGACCAGUGACCCCAGUAACGCCAUGCCCAGAGAGAUCAGUGACCCCAGUAACGCCACGCCCAGAGAGACCAGUGAACCCUGUAACGCCACGCCCCGAGAGACCAGUGAACCCAGUAAUGCCACGCCCGUGAGCCCAAAGGAAGCACGUACGGCCCCCUCGCUCGACCUCUCCGCUCCAGAGCCCACGCUGACCCAACUGGAUCCCUUCUCUGAGAGGGAGAGACUGCUGAACCUGGAGAACCAGCGACGCACUGCCCCCAGAGGCUCCACGGAGGAGGAGCCGGAGCACACGGAGGACACCGCGGCCCUGAUACUCCACACGCGGACCACCUCCCCUGAACACACGUCUGCGUACAUGGAAGUCACGCUGGCCUCCCCCAAACCUCCCCACUCCCCGGGGGACCUGUUCAUUCAGCAGCAGGCCCACAGCGUCCUCAGCAGGCAGGGAAUCCGCACUAGAGAGAGGCUCGUUCGGGGACAGUGCCACCGCAGAGGUCCUGGUCCCCCAGUGCCCCAACACCCCCGGUGUGGCCCUGCCCUCCCCUCAGACCGCAGCUCUGACCUCCCCCUAGACCUGUGCUCCUCUGAAGCCACCUACCUUUCCAUGUCCUCCGUUCCCACAGAAGAGGCUCUGCUGGGGGGCAAGCCGGGCCACACACUGGGUCAUCUGAGGAGCAAAGCCGUGCUCCAGUCCCACCAGUCCCACCAGUCCAACCCGUCCCACCCCUCUCACCAGUCCCACCACGACGAGCGCACUGAGGAGCCCCAAAGAGGACGUCUGAUGGAGCGCCCGCGACACAGGCCUCAGAGACCCACUCACGAGCUUGCAUCGUCCUACCCAGUCAGUGACAAAGCCCUGGCAAAGGACCUUCAAGACCUUCCCCUGGACCUUCCCCUGUCUGUGUCCCAGCUCCGCCACUCCUACAUGGAGCGGACCGCCAGCACCCCUCCCAGCUCGCGUAGACCCCCCACGUCCUGCGUCAGCGCGGACAUCAACUCCACCGAAGCGGAUGAGGAGAAGCUGGACGACCGCGCCAAGCUGAGUGUCGCCGCCAAACGCUCCUUGUUCCGGGAGCUGGAGAAGAGUGGCGAGGGGGGCAGUCUUCGGGCUCGCUCCCAGAAUGCAUCACUGCAGCGAAGGCUGAGGAGGGGUCAGGACCGCUCCAGGACUCAGCCGGUCACCACAGAGGAGGUGGUCCUCGCCGCCACGCUGCAGGCUGCUUCCCAGCGCCGUGAGCCCCUUGGAGACGGUCUGCACAUGGAGAAGGUUCAGGCCUCGGAGGGAAGACCAGUCCAAGCAGAGGGCCAGGAGAGACCGGCCAGACCAGAGUGCCAGGAGAGAUCAGUCCAUAUGCAGUACCAUAGUCUACAUCAGACCCAACCUCUGAGCCAGGGGAGACCAGUUCAAACGCAGCCUCAAAGCCAACAAGAGAGAGACCAGAACCAGGAGAGACCAGCCCACCCUCAGAACCAGGAGAGACCAGCCCACCCUCAGAACCAGGAGAGACCAGCCCACCCUCAGAACCAAGAGAGACCAGCCCACCCUCAGAACCAGGAGAGACCAGCCCACCCUCAGAACCAAGAGAGACCAGCCCACCCUCAGAACCAAGAGAGACCAGCCCACCCUCAGAACCAGGAGAGACCAGCCCACCCUCAGAACCAAGAGAGACCAGCCCACCCUCAGAACCAGGAGAGACCAGCCCACCCUCAGAACCAGGAGAGACCAGCCCACCCUCAGAACCAGGAGAGACCAGCCCACCCUCAGAACCAGGAGAGACCAGCCCACCCUCAGAACCAGGAGAGACCAGCCCCGCCUCAGAAGCAGGACAGCCUGGACAGCCAGGAGGAGCCUGACCGCAGCACUCUGAGCCUGGCUGAGAAAAUGGCGCUGUUCAACCGCCUGGCCCAGCCCCCCACUCGAGUCACCAGGACCAGGGGAGAUGCCCGGAGCCGCAGAGCUAACCCUCGGUACCAGACCCAGCCCAUCACCCUGGGGGACAUGCAGCAGCUCCAGAGCGGACACUGCCCUGCCCAACCUCCCUCCUCAUCCCAGGCCGGAGACAUCCACAUGGGGAAGAGGAAGCUAAGCUCUCCGGAGGGAGGGGCGCGUCAGCCGGCCCAGCCCCAGCCCUGUGGGAGGGAGGAGGUGCACAGGGAGGAGGUGCUCAUGGAGGCAGUGGAGAGAGAGGAACUAUACGCAGACAGGACACAGGAGCGAGCGUUUGGAGACGUGUUGGAGACAGAGGUCCCACUCCAGUCUGAGAGAGACGAGCCCAGAGUCAGCAUGAGCAGCCGACACAUGUCCAUCAGAGAGAGGGUGGCUUUGCUGAAGAGGAGCGGGGAGGAUGACUGGAGGAGCCGAAACAGCAGGAAACAGGAAGUGGCGCAGGUUGCCGAGGGAGACGCCCAGAUGCCGGAGGAAAAGCGCGGUCCGAAUACCACGGUAGAACCUCUUUAG